AUGGCUUUCUCGGGCGCAUUGACGCUCACGGAUCUGAAUGACUUCAUCACGCCGUCCCAGGCUUGUAUAAAGCCAGUUGAACAGACGAACAAGCCGGCGGAGAAAGACCCAGGCGCAGCUUCAACGCAGAUCCAGGUCGACUCAAGCGGAUCCUAUUACGAGGUUACGUCCGAUGGGCCACAACAGGCGGGGAAGAGACUUGAGACAGCGCAGAUCAGCCUGAACGACUGUCUUGCAUGUAGUGGUUGCAUUACCUCGGCCGAAUCCGUCCUGAUUACAAUGCAAUCCCAUACCGAAGUCCUCAACUUCCUCAGCGACAACCCGGACCGCUCCUCUCCCUCCCACAAAACCCCUGUCUUGUCCAUCUCUCCACAAAGUCUUGCUUCGCUCGCUGCCUCCGUGUCUUCGAGCAGUUCGCAGCCCGUCGAUUUGUCACACGUACUCCACCGAGUCCGGGCGUUUUGCACGGAGGCGUUGGGCUUCGAGCAUGUGUUUGACACCACCUUCGCGCGCCAUAUUGCGCUCAUGGAGCAUGCAAGAGAGUUCCAGGAACGCAAGCGCGGGCAGGGCAAGCUGCCGAUGCUCGCCAGUGCCUGUCCGGGGUGGAUAUGUUACGCCGAGAAGACGCACGCAGAGAUGCUGCCAUUCAUCAGCACGACGAAGAGCCCCCAGCAAGUCAUGGGUACGCUGGUGAAGGAGUGGAUGGGCGGGAAGUGGGGCAAGAAGUCUGAUCAGAUAUACCACGUCACGGUCAUGCCGUGCUACGACAAGAAGCUAGAGGCGUCCCGGCAGGACUUCUACAACGAGCAGUACGCGACACGGGACGUCGACUGCGUCAUCACGACAGGCGAGCUCGAGCUGCUGAUGCGCGAGAAGAACUGGGACCUAUCGAUGGCCGUCGGCGGCGAGCACGCGCGAACGCACGCGUCCACGCUCGCGCCUUCGCCAUCAACCCCACCACCAUCGUCAAUGUCCCCCGCGCCCCCGCUCGGUCCCGGAGAUGGCUUCGAGAUUGAGUUGCCAGAGCUGAUCGCGCACCCAGGCACGAGCUCCGGAUCUUAUCUGCAAUCGGUGAUCUCGACGGCGGGCGACGCGUCCGCGUGCGAGACCGCGGUGCGCACCGUGCGCGGCGCGGACUACGAGGAGCACACGGUCACGGAGCGCGCGUCGGGCGCGGUGCUCUUCAAGGGCGCGAAGUGCUACGGCUUCCGGAACCUCCAGAACGUCGUCAGGAAGGUCGGCCGCGAGGCGGGCGUCCAGGUCGGGCGAGGCGCGGCGGGGCGGAUGGCCGCGGUGCGCGCACGCGGACGGGCGAGGAAGACGGGGGCGGACGGGGCCGCGGCGGAGCCGGACAAGGGCUACGAUUACGUUGAGGUCAUGGCUUGUCCCGGAGGCUGCGUGAACGGGGGCGGCCAGCUGCGGCCACCCGUGCCGGAGAGGAUGCGGAGGGGUAUUCCAGGGAUUGGGCACAGAACGGCGUGAAGGCCGACGAGGACGGUGACACGACCGUAUCAGGGCCGAAGGCUAACUGGGGGAGCAAGGAGUGGACGAAGAAGGUCGAGAGGCGUACUGGGGCGGACUGCCCACGCCGCCGCCGACGCCUCCGAAUGCUGAGCCGGGCGAACCCAAGGGCGUAAGUCUGCGGCCGUCGGCUUAUACAGACAUGUUCGCUCUGCAGAUCCUGGUCGACCUCUGCAAGCCUGUGGUGAUGCAAUCUCCGACAUCGAGUUGGCACACUACUAUGGACGAUGAGGCUGAGGAGCGGAGGCGGAAGCUGUUCCGAACACAAUACCGAGCUGUUGAAGCGAAGUCGUCGGACUCGCCGUAAAAUGGUAGAUUACCUCGUACUCAUACACUGCGGACAUUGCACAAAGGGUAUAGUAAUCAUUCAAUGAUUAUUGGUAGAGAAGAUGACGAGGACCAUAAUGGUGUUGUUACAGGAUGGCUUGCGUGAU
Molecule: messenger RNA, 1955 nt
Organism: Fomitopsis serialis
Lineage: Eukaryota; Fungi; Basidiomycota; Agaricomycetes; Polyporales; Fomitopsidaceae
Product: iron hydrogenase
Exons: 5
Coding region: 1-1482 (493 amino acids)
Biological process (GO): iron-sulfur cluster assembly
Cellular component (GO): cytosolic [4Fe-4S] assembly targeting complex
Molecular function (GO): 4 iron, 4 sulfur cluster binding
Source: RefSeq, a predicted model, not a curated record